AUGGACAAUUCAAAAGAGAUAUUAAAUGAAAAUCAUACAAAAAAAGAAAAUUAUCCUUCUGAAUAUAAUAUAGAAAAAAAUAAAUUAAAUAAUUUUAAAUAUUGUCUUAAUAGUGUUAAAAGUAUGGAUUACAUGAAUUAUCUUUCAGCUUUACUUUUUCCAAAUUACGCAAAAUCACAUGCGUUUUCUGUAUUAGCUUUAAAUGUUGAAUUAGGUACAUUAAGACAUUCUAUUGAAAUUAAUGGUGGAACAGCUGGAAUUUAUAGAUUACAAUUUUGGAAAGAUACUAUUGAUACAAUAUAUCGUAUUAAAAAAGGUCCUAUUCCAAGGCAACCUACAGCAGAAGCAUUAAAACAAUUUUUAUUAUAUCGACAAACUAAUAUUAAUUAUUUGUAUCAAUUGAUUUUCUCUAGACAAAGUACUUUAGGAGAUAAAGGUUUUAAAACAAUUAAAGAAUUAGAGUAUUAUGGAGAAAGUACUAUUGGAAGUGUAAUAAAACUUUUAUGUGAAGAUAGUUUAGGAAAAGCAACUGGUAUUAUUAAUCAUAUACGUAGUAUAAUACCAAUGUUAAAAAAAAAUAUUGUACUUUUACCUCAGGACUUGAUGAUUUUACAUAAUUUUACAUCUGAUCAAUUAUAUACAGGAAAAAAUUCUAGUGGAUCUGUUAAUGUUAUAAAAGAUUUAGUUGAUUUAUCUGAAUUUCAUUUAUCAGAAGCAAGAAAAAUUAAAAAAGAUAUAGAAAAAAAAUAUAGAAUUGCAUUUGUUGGAAGUUCUUUGUCUUGUGAUUAUCACAUUAAAGGUUUGAAAAAGAAUAAAUAUAGAUUUGAUUAUCCUGCUCUUCAGUCAAAUGAACCUUUAGCAGCUUUUAAAGUAGGAAAAUUAAAAUUAUUUAAUAGCUAUUAG
Messenger RNA from Strongyloides ratti, 903 nucleotides. RefSeq names its product NADH dehydrogenase (ubiquinone) complex I, assembly factor 6. Gene Ontology annotation, biological process: biosynthetic process. The record is from RefSeq and is a predicted model, not a curated record. The coding region runs from base 1 to 903 and encodes 300 amino acids. The transcript has 2 exons. Lineage: Eukaryota; Metazoa; Nematoda; Chromadorea; Rhabditida; Strongyloididae.